Molecule: messenger RNA, 1116 nt
Organism: Budorcas taxicolor (takin)
Lineage: Eukaryota; Metazoa; Chordata; Mammalia; Artiodactyla; Bovidae
Product: histone H2AX
Exons: 2
Coding region: 27-458 (143 amino acids)
Biological process (GO): DNA damage response
Cellular component (GO): nucleosome
Molecular function (GO): protein heterodimerization activity; structural constituent of chromatin; DNA binding
Source: RefSeq, a predicted model, not a curated record
CUCACCGCUCCUCUACCUCAUACAGCAUGUCUGGCCGCGGCAAGACCGGCGGCAAGGCCCGCGCCAAGGCCAAGUCGCGCUCUUCGCGAGCAGGCCUCCAGUUUCCCGUGGGCCGCGUGCACCGGCUGCUGCGGAAGGGCCACUACGCCGAGAGGGUGGGCGCCGGCGCGCCGGUCUACCUGGCGGCGGUACUCGAGUAUCUCACCGCUGAGAUCCUGGAGCUGGCGGGCAACGCGGCUCGCGACAACAAGAAGACGCGGAUAAUCCCCCGCCACCUGCAGCUGGCCAUCCGCAACGACGAGGAGCUCAACAAGCUGCUGGGCGGCGUGACGAUCGCCCAGGGAGGCGUCCUGCCCAACAUCCAGGCCGUGCUGCUGCCUAAGAAGACCAGCGCCACCGUGGGGCCGAAGGCGCCAGCGGGCGGCAAGAAGGCCACCCAGGCCUCUCAGGAGUACUGAGGGCGCCCGUGCCGCCACCGCCCAGCCCUCCCCUCUACACCACAAAGGCCCUUUUAAGGGCCAUCACAGCACUCACAGAAAGAGCUGGGCCACUUCGGGCUCCCGGCCGGGCGGCCGCGCUCUCGCCCCUUCCCGGCCCGCCCCUCCCCCCCGCGGCUGGCUCCCGCCGAAGCCCGGCGGAGGGCGCGCGUUCGAACGCCGCUCGGCCCCGGGAGCGAGCUCGUGAGUCGGUGCGGACGGUCGCCGGCGAGGCCGUGCGCUCUGCUUCAGCUCGGUGCUUAGGACAGGACUCGAUUGUCGCCGCCGGCGGAGUCAAUCGGUUGCUUCAUUUCGUCCCGGGACCCCUUUUGUUGCCGGAUCUCGGGCCUCGCACGGCCGCGUUCCCUCCAUCUUCAUUCGCAGGCCUGUGCGCGUCCUGGAAGAAACCCUUCGCGGCGUGACCGUCUCCAACACUAGCGGGUCCUGGCGGCGUGGGGUCUGCGGGAGCCCUGCCCCCGGGCCCGCCCCUCCUCCCCGCUCCCUUCCCGUCGGGUCCAUUCCGCCUGCCAAGCACCUAGAUACCAGCACAAGUCCGUUAAUCCCCGUCUGGACUGAGCCGCCUUUGGCUUCGGAACUGGAAUUUUGCAGCUAACCCAUCCAAAACUAGUACUUUAGGUAU